This is a messenger RNA of Cadophora gregata, 2397 nucleotides long. RefSeq lists its product as uncharacterized. The transcript has 3 exons. Lineage: Eukaryota; Fungi; Ascomycota; Leotiomycetes; Helotiales; Ploettnerulaceae. The record is from RefSeq and is a predicted model, not a curated record. The coding region runs from base 285 to 2186 and encodes 633 amino acids. Gene Ontology annotation, molecular function: oxidoreductase activity.
GCUAGAUGCCUGCUUUUUUCGAACUGUAAAAGCCUUUUGCAAAGAAUGAUUUGUCUGGAGUGUACCGUUAGCCUCGGUCGGUUGGUCACCAAGGCUUCCCCGCACGCUAAGUCAAUAAAAGAACCAAGUGCGAGUCCCAACUCGUACUUUCUCACCUAGCUUGUCACCCAUGCAGUCAGCUUCUUUGACUACAAGUAUCUGACGAUCAUCCCAUUUGGAAACUUUAAACUCUUACAGAAAUUACAAUUCAUACGCAUUAAGUCACCAACCUCAAGCAUUUCAACAUGGCAAUCGAUCUUCAGGAGAAGUACCGCCAGGAACGAGAGGCUCGUCUCAAUGACAAGGGACUUGCUCAGUACUUGGAUACAUCUAGAACAAAAGAUUACAUUUCCCAUGAAGAUCCUUGGGUUGAGGCCGGGACUCCAGUAAAUGUCCCCGUACCAGACGGAGGACACGUCAAGAUUGUGAUAUUUGGUGCUGGAUUCGGUGGCUUGUGUGCUGCUGCACGAGCUCUUACUGAAGGGAGUGCAAGCAGCCCAAAUGAUUUACUCAUCGUUGAUCGUGCUGGAGGAUUUGGAGGAACAUGGUGGCAUAAUCGAUAUCCAGGCUUGAUGUGCGACAUCGAGUCGUAUGUGUAUCUUCCUCUCCUCGAGGAGGUUGGAUACAUGCCCAAGCACAAGUAUUCCAGCGGUGAGGAGAUCAGACAGUACUCUGAGGCCCUCGCCCGCCAUUUUGGUUUCUAUGACCGCGGUAUGUUUCAGAGCGCCGGCAAGUCUCUCACGUGGGAUGAUCAAGCCAAGGUCUGGAGAUGCGUGGUCGUUGCAAAGCCAAAAGGGCAGCCAGAAUUCGAAGUGAAGUUCACAGCUGAUUAUGCUGUUCUCUGCUCUGGUGGACUUACUGAGCCUAAAAUCCCCGAUCUUCCUGGAUUAGAUACGUUCCAGGGCAAGAUGCUUCAUACUGGACGCUGGAAUUACGACAUCACGGGUGGAUCUCCUGCCAACCCUGAACUAAGCAAACUUCAAGGGAAGAAAGUAGCGAUCAUCGGAACUGGCGCAACAGGAAUCCAAGCCGUUCCCGCAACAGCCAAAUACGCUGGAGAGCUCUACGUAUUCCAGCGAACUCCGUCAGCAGUGGACACUCGCGGAAACCGCGCCACAGACCCUCAAGAAUGGAAGACGAAGAUUGCCACAAAUAAAGGAUGGCAGACCGCUCGAGCAAACAAUUUCCAGGCUUUCACGGAAGGAAAAGAUAAUUUGCCAGAGGAAGACAUGGUAAAAGAUGGGUGGACGGAUAUGCCUACUAUUUCUGGAGCUUGGGGGAAUUCGUCGGAGGUUAAGCCAGAGGGUUUGGAAGCUCAUCUUGCGAUGAUGCAUGAGUUAGAUGCUGAGCGAUCUAAUCGAGUGAGGCAGCGAGCACUUGAUCUUGUGAAAGAUCAGGAAACUGCUAAAGCCCUCCAAGCGUGGUACCCAGGCUGGUGCAAACGCCCAACCUACCACGACGAGUACCUCCAGGCCUUCAACCAGCCCAACGUCCAUCUCGUCGACACCGCACCCCACGGAGUAACAGCCUUGACUCCUACUGGCAUCUCCCAUAACGGCAAAGAAUACCCCAUCGAUAUCCUCAUCUGGUCCACCGGCUAUGGCAACCCCCUGAAUCAAUCCCUCGCCGGCAAAGCCGACAUGGCUGUCCUCGGCAAGAAUGGACUCGAUAUGGAAACUCAGUUCAAGACCGGCCAACUGUUCACCCUCCACGGCCUCAUUGCCAUCAACUUCCCCAACCUCUUCGUAACAGGCUUUUCUCAAGCCGGUGUAGGCGUCAACCAAACCCAACGCCUAGACGAGCAGAGUCUCCACAUUGCAUACACGAUUCGUCAAGCGGAGAAGAAGUUGGCUGGUAGAUCUAGCAGUGGUAGAGGUAGUGGUAAUAAAGCUGUUGUCGAGCCGAGUGAGGAGGCGUGUGAGGAGUGGGCGGGGAGGACGGCGAGUAAGGCGCAUAUGCUUGGUGCGAUGGCGGGGUGUACGCCUAGUUAUUUCAAUGCGGAGGGGGAGGUGGAUAAGAUGACUGAUGAGCAGAGGAUGGGGGCGGCGAAGUUGACGAUUUGGGGACAGGGGUAUUUGGCUUAUGCGAGGAUUCUGAAGGAGUGGAGGGAUAAGGGGGCGUUGGAGGGGUUGGUUGUUGAGGGUUGAGGGUGUCUUAGAUGGAGACGGGUUUUAGAUGGCUCAUUUCGGCGAGUGGUGGGAUCAUUGCUGGUCUAAAUAUGAGUGGAUUUUUUGUUAAACUUGCUACUCUUAUCACAUUGCUUAACAUAUUCACUUCCAAAUUGCUACUACCGCCGCCAUAUGGCUGGUCUGAUAUAAAACCCAAACCACGUUGCAGAAUUUAAUAGUAACCAAAUCA